AAACAUAUGUUGUUGUAAAAAGCCGUGUAGAAACGCAAAAAGUAGUUUUAAUAAUAUUAUGUGUGUCGUUUAAUUCGCUUAGUAAAUCGGUAGAUCUCAAUUAAUCUGACAGCAAUGGAAUCCAACUGCUAUAAGCUACUGUUAUUGGGCGGCGCGGUGCGUCUAUAUUUUAGCCGCACCUCUUUGGCAACGCUUAUCGGAAAUCGCGUUGAGUUCGCAACUCCUUUGAACUCAUUCAAGCGCAUGCAAGAAGGUGUUUUUCUGCUACAGCAAGGAAUUGAUCCGUAUCGAGGAGACCUAGUUCAUGAGACGCCGCUACUCCUUAAGGCCCUGUCUGCUAUUCUGAUAAACUUUGCGGAAUUUCUACCACUGCUAUAUAUAAUCUUGGAUCUGUGCACUGCCACGCUGCUGUACUCGAUGAGUCGCAGUUUUGUUGAACGCAAACUGCUGCAAAUGCGAAUAGAGUCCAAGGACUACGAUAAGGACACGACGGAACUGCAGUAUAAUGACAAAGACGUCCACGACAUAUCAAAGAUGGUCCUAGUUGCCUAUCUGUUCAAUCCGUUAACCGUCAUGAGUUGCAUUGGACUCACCUCGACGGUGCUAAGUAAUCUGCUGCUGGCAACGUAUCUAUAUGCAUUGAUCCGGCGAAAGCUUCUGGCUUGUCUCGUUCUACUCGCUUUUGAGACUGUGCGUAGCCUCUAUCCGGUUGUGCUCAUUGCUCCGCUACUGUUGAUCUUUGCACGCCGUUCUGUCGGUCUGGGCAUAGCCAUACUCAUCAUGUUCGUGAGCUGCUGCUUGGCCAUAGCCGGCGCCAACUUCUUAGUCAUGAAUAGCUGGAACUUUUUGGACGGCACACUUGGCUUCAUUUUCUAUUUUCGCGAUUUACAACCGAAUAUUGGUUUGUUUUGGUACUUUUUCACCGAAAUGUUUGAGCAUUUCCGCACCAUGUUUUUAAUCACAUUCCAACUGAAUGCUACCGUCCUGUACUUGGUGCCCCUCUCUAUAAAGCUGCGCAAGGAACCAAUGUUGCUGGCCACUGUGUUGAUUGCACUAAUGACAGUUUUUCGUGCAUAUCCUAGUCUGGGUGAUGUCGGUUUUUAUUUGGCUUUGUUACCUCUUUGGCGCCGUUGCUGGAAAUUCAUGGCACAUGGAUUUGUGGUAUUUACAUUCUUCCUCAUCACCUUGUCCAUGAUGGGAGCUCUGUGGCAUCUGUGGAUCUAUGCCGGCUCAGCGAAUGCCAAUUUUUACUUUGGUGCUACGCUCGCUUUCUGCACAGGUCAAAUAUUCCUAAUUACGGAUUUACUUUUUGCGCACGUAAAGCGAGAGUUUUGUCUUUACAAUGGCCAAAAGAUCAUGAUUGAUGGGGAAGAAGCCCGCAUACUGCUAGAAUAAGCACACACACACACAAAUAAAACGAAACAUUUUAUUCAACUUAA
Molecule: messenger RNA, 1439 nt
Organism: Drosophila innubila
Lineage: Eukaryota; Metazoa; Arthropoda; Insecta; Diptera; Drosophilidae
Gene: PIG-U
Product: phosphatidylinositol glycan anchor biosynthesis class U protein
Exons: 4
Coding region: 115-1395 (426 amino acids)
Biological process (GO): protein localization to cell surface; attachment of GPI anchor to protein
Cellular component (GO): GPI-anchor transamidase complex; membrane
Source: RefSeq, a predicted model, not a curated record